CUCAGCACUUUCCUCACAUCCUCUCCGGCGCGUCUCGCGUCCUACAUUUCGCGUUUAAAAAACAGAGAUCAAACACUACUAUUUUCUCUGUCCCUUAAUCUCCCUCCAGACGACCUUGCAAAACUUGUCCGCCAGUUGACUACAUUUUCACCACGGACUCUUGGUUGUUUGUCCGCCCCCCUCCCGCAUCACCAUUCCAGGAACAUUUUCAGCUGCUCAUUCGCAUUUUUCGACUCGAAAACAUGUACACCGUUCCGCUCACAGAUUCCAGGCCGUGAAGUCGCCCAAGUUGGGCGAUACCAUUCAUUCAGGCGUCGAGAAGUCCCCCAACGCGAUUCUCUUGGUGAACAUAUCGGAAUGUCGGACGAGGUGGAUUGGAACAGUGUCUGGGAUCAGAGUAUCGUGGGUAGCGAGCCGCCGCCUGAACUCCGUGGUGUGAACCCAGAAGACGUCAAAUCGAUAAUAUAUCUCACGGAUGGCGCCCCAGAAGGACUCUCUAACUCUCUUUCUCAAUUCUCAGGUUCACACAAGCUUGGGCUUUUCGCUGCUUCGACACCUUUUGUUACCGGCCGAUCAGUAACUCUGUUUCUGAACGACGAGAUUUGCGAUUCAGGUGCGGUCGGCCUUGCUUUGAAGCAAGAAGCCAGCUGUGGACUGCGAUUCCAUGGAAUGGAACCUCUGGCCGAGCCCAUGAUCGUAUCUCAGUCGGAAGGAAACCUUGUCAUUUUACUCGACAACAAAACUCCUACACAGCUCCUGCUUUCUGCCAUUAAACAAAAGGGAAUCAACCUACAGACCCCAGAUUACGAAGAAUUUUGUCUCGCCAGCAUCCAUGACCACGAACCAAAACAGAUGUUCAGUAUCUUAUCGGGCGACCCUUCGCGAGGCACGAUAGCGCUACAGUCAAAUUCGUCUCCCCCCUCUGGUUCGCGAGUGCAAUUCUUUUAUCGCCCCAAAACUACGACCGCCGAAGUCGCCGCCACCCUCUCGCGGGGCACGUUCAGUUUCACUACUGUUCCAGAGGCGUUGUUGGGUCACAAUGCGGAAGAAGAGGUUGCAGAUUUAGAGCUGCCAGAUUCGUUUUUGGCCGGCAGUGAGAAAGGCUUCCUCGUUUCUCGGGGGAAGGAAACACCGUGGACCUGUUCAAUUCCGGGUAGCUCAGCGGUGCUGCAUUGGAGUACCUGA
This is a messenger RNA of Mycena indigotica, 1185 nucleotides long. RefSeq names its product FIST domain-containing protein. The record is from RefSeq and is a predicted model, not a curated record. The transcript has 6 exons. The coding region runs from base 358 to 1185 and encodes 275 amino acids. NCBI's taxonomy places the organism in Eukaryota, Fungi, Basidiomycota, Agaricomycetes, Agaricales, Mycenaceae.